This is a messenger RNA of Toxorhynchites rutilus septentrionalis, 1285 nucleotides long. RefSeq names its product ribokinase. The coding region runs from base 240 to 1202 and encodes 320 amino acids. The transcript has 5 exons. Lineage: Eukaryota; Metazoa; Arthropoda; Insecta; Diptera; Culicidae. The record is from RefSeq and is a predicted model, not a curated record. Gene Ontology annotation, biological process: D-ribose metabolic process. Gene Ontology annotation, molecular function: ribokinase activity.
UUUUGAACGCCAAACAGGUAUCAAAAUGUAAUAAUUUACUAAACGGCAGCACACAUUUUAUGCAUUUAUUCACGUCUGAUGAAAUAUGCUUGAACUAAUUAAUCUUUGGUUGUAUUUUUAUUACGGCAACUAUCGUCAUCAUCGUCAGUAAUGGAGAACCGUUUUUGCAUUCAUUAUUAUUUACGUCCGCUGGAGAUAAAACUAUAUUUCCGUAUAAAGAAUAUAGUUGUUAAGUUAAAAUGUCCAAAAGUUACGAUGUUGUAGUGUGUGGCUCGUGUAUAAUGGAUUUCAUAAGUUACGUUCCACGCCUCCCGAAGGUGGGCGAAACAUUGCACGGCACACGGUUCGAAACGGGAUUCGGCGGAAAAGGGGCCAAUCAAUGUGUUGCGGCAGCGCGCCUCGGUAGUCGCACUGCGAUUAUCGGAAAACUAGGAAACGACUCGUGGGGAAAUAUUUACUAUGAUGCCCUCCGGUCCGAAGGAGUAAAUCUAGAGCGCGUGGAAAUUGUCGAUGGGCAGACCACCGGAAUCGCCCAAAUUAAUGUGGCCGAUAACGGGGACAAUCAAAUUGUGAUCGUCGCGGGGGCGAAUAACAUGCUUCAAACGGAGGAUGUUCAAAAAAGUGAGCACUUACUGAGCGACGCGAAAGUUUUGAUUUGUCAGCUUGAAACUCCUGCGCUUGCUACAAUUGAAGCGUUGAGGACAUUUCCGGGUGUAUCUAUCAUGAACGCUGCGCCAGCGAUGGACGAUAUUCCCCAUGAACUUCUGAGGUAUUGCACGGUAUUUUGUGUUAAUGAGUUGGAGGCAGCGCUUAUUACAGGGUUGGAAGUUAGAACAGUGAUGCAAGCUAAAAAUGCAUUGCUGAAAUUACGCGAUAUGGGAUGCCAAACAGUUAUAAUUACACUCGGUGAAAAUGGGGCUAUUUUCGGUUCAAAAAUCAGCACAACAAUCAAACACGUGAAGCCACAUAAGGUUGACAAAGUAGUCGAUACUACGGGUGCAGGGGAUGCUUUCAUCGGAGCUUUGGCACACUUUAUCGCUCGAAAUCCGACUUCAGAUCUCACGUGCUGUAUUGCUGCUGCAAACAGGGUUGCGUCCAUAUCGGUUCAAAAACGUGGAACUCAAAAAAGUUACCCCAGAUUCGAAGAAACUGGUCUUCCAACCGAAUUGUUAUCCGACCAAGGGGAUUGGGAAUGCAUUUAGAUACGAGUAAUGUAGCCUUAUAAUCAUCUAUUGUUUUUAUUUUUAUUGUAACUGAAUAAAGUUUAGUAUGUUAUUACAAAUUA